Micromonas commoda is the source of this 1077-nucleotide messenger RNA. RefSeq names its product mitochondrial carrier family. NCBI's taxonomy places the organism in Eukaryota, Viridiplantae, Chlorophyta, Mamiellophyceae, Mamiellales, Mamiellaceae. The coding region runs from base 20 to 907 and encodes 295 amino acids. The record is from RefSeq and is a predicted model, not a curated record. The transcript is spliced from 3 exons. Gene Ontology annotation, molecular function: oxoglutarate:malate antiporter activity.
CUUCCACCUCCCUCCAGCCAUGUCUCUCGGUGAUAACGCGACCUGGAAGGCCAUCAAGCCGUUCAUGAACGGUGGCCUCUCCGGCAUGGGUGCCACGUGCAUCAUUCAGCCCCUCGACAUCGUCAAGGUUCGCCUUCAGCUCGGUGCCACCGGCGGUCCCUUCGGCGUCGCCGCGGGUAUCAUCAAGAACGAUGGCUUCGGCGCCCUCUACACGGGUCUCUCCGCGGGUCUCCUCCGCCAGGCCACCUACACCACCGCGCGCCUCGGCAUUCACGCCAAGAUCGUCGACUACCUCAAGGAGGCGAACAAGGGCGCUCCCCUCCCCCUCGCGCAGAAAGCUGGCGCUGGUCUCGCCGCUGGCGGCCUCGGAGCCAUGUUCGGCUCCCCCGCGGAUCUCUCCCUCAUCCGCAUGCAGGCCGAUAAGACCCUCCCGGUGAACGAGCGCCGCAACUACACCGGCGUCGUCCACGCGCUGAGCGACAUCGUCAAGAAGGAGGGCGUCGGCGGUCUGUUCACCGGCGCCGGCACCACGUCCAUCCGCGCCAUGGCGCUGAACAUGGGCAUGCUCGCUUCCAACGACCAGGCCAAGGAGAUGAUGAAGGAGAACAACAUCACCGGUUUCCCCGCCACCCUCGGCGCGUCCGCCAUCGCCGGGUUCUUCGCGUCCUUCUUCUCCCUCCCCUUCGACUACGUCAAGACCCAGCUCCAGAAGCAGAAGCCCCUCCCCGACGGCACGCUGCCGUUCAAGGGCUUCGGCGACUGCUGCAUGAAGACCAUGGCGUCGGGCGGACCUCUCAAGUUCUACACCGGUUUCCCCACCUACUACGUCCGCAUUGCGCCCCACGCCAUGUUCACGCUGAUCAUCCUCGACCAGCUCAACACCUCGAUGAAGAAGGCCGGCCUGUAAGCGCCGCGACGGGUGUUGGUGUUGGGGAGAAAACAUUCUUGUAAGAUCUUGUGUUUAUUGUUUGCACGGCGAAAGACGGGGGCGGUGGCUCCCGGGCCUGGGCGGUGCGGCGGACGGGUUCGCGCCUUAUUAUAGACAUCCGAUCCGCUUUGUAAUGCCCAUGAAGUUCG